AUGGAUGACAACAAGAUAAUGGCUGGAAAAGUGAAGAAACCUGGGAAACGUGGUCGGAAACCUGCUAAGAUUGACUUAAAGGCCAAACUGGAGCGCAGCCGUCAGAGCGCCCGCGAAUGCAGAGCCAGAAAGAAGCUGCGUUACCAAUACCUGGAGGAGCUGGUGUCGAGCAAGGAGAGGGCCAUAUGUGCUCUGAGAGAGGAGCUGGACAUGUACAAGCAGUGGUGCUCAGCUAUGGACCAAGGAAAGAUUCCCUCUGAGAUAAAGGCCUUGCUGACGGGCGACGAGCAGAAGAUCUCUCAUAACGGAAGCAACACAAAAGCAUCAAAGAACAGCAAAGUAGCCGCGGACAAGCCCGAGCGCAGAAACGAGUAA
Messenger RNA from Knipowitschia caucasica, 375 nucleotides. NCBI's taxonomy places the organism in Eukaryota, Metazoa, Chordata, Actinopteri, Gobiiformes, Gobiidae. The record is from the annotation of a GenBank genome assembly.